Eimeria maxima is the source of this 1089-nucleotide messenger RNA. RefSeq lists its product as hypothetical. The record is from RefSeq and is a predicted model, not a curated record. The transcript is spliced from 3 exons. Bases 1 to 1089 code for a protein of 362 amino acids. NCBI's taxonomy places the organism in Eukaryota, Apicomplexa, Conoidasida, Eucoccidiorida, Eimeriidae.
AUGCCUCAUAUUCCUUUUUCUGUGAACUUUGCCAAUUUAUUCUUCACGGUGUCCUAUGUCGCCAAAUGUGGAGGAGGAGGCCUCCGUUCUCGUGCCGUACCGAGUCGCAUCAGUGAUGCCGUAGGGAAGAAAGCCCAAGAGCAUGAUGAUUGGGGACUAGACACACUUGAACACUUCGAACAAGUGCUUCCAACGUCGCUAGAAAAGGGCAAGAGGCUACUAGCCGCGUUGGCCUCUGGGCUCUCCGGCGGUCCCGAAGAAGACGCAGCUGAGCCUUUCCAGCUUGCACUUGCUCGGGCUCUUCCGAACGGCUCGAGCGACUCCUUGGUUGGAAUGACAAUUUCCCUACGGAAUUCGAGACCAUUAAGCAGGAGCGCUACAGAGGGGUCUUUGCCUCAACAGAAUCUGCUCGUUACCAGGAUAUUGGGUUAUCACCGCUGGAAUUUGCUGGUGAAUGCAGAAGACGUUGAGACUAGAGAACAGUUUUCCGUUAGUAUCCCCAUCAUGCGUAAUAGCGAUUUCGAGGGCUCCGACGAGGAUGGUCUGAUAUCCAUUGCAAGGGGAAUGGAGCAGAACGUGCGGGACUAUAUCGCUUAUCGUUUGUUGCAGAUAGUGCUGAAAGUCGAGCUUUCAGGAGUUGGUCAUAUGCAGCUUGCUUGGAAUUCCAUCUUCCUUCGUGAAGACGGCUCUUUCCUGGUGGGAAAUUUCUGCAGCGCGGGAAAUUUCUGCAGCGCUGCUCCCUUUGGAGAGGAGAAAAACCAACAAAUCGGCAUGCUGCAAUUGACGAUAGAACCUAGUCUUAUGACCUGCUUUGCUGACGACGAUAAACUUGUGCCUGAUGCUGAGGUAAACUUGUGGGGCCUCGGGGUUCUCCUCUUUCAUCUCUACACGGGAUAUGAACACCCCUACUGCGAGCUGCAAGGGCCGAACUGGUGGGAUGAACCAGAUAGUUUUGCAAGGCAGUUGUUGGAGAGCGGGAUACGUUCUGACUUCCUAGUACCGCAGUUGAAACGAUCAGACGCCCCUUCGAGGUGGAAAGCCCUUAUUUUUUUUUGCGCCUGCUGGAGCCACACAGUGAAAACAGGAUAA